Messenger RNA from Suillus fuscotomentosus, 1128 nucleotides. RefSeq lists its product as uncharacterized. Bases 1 to 1128 code for a protein of 375 amino acids. Lineage: Eukaryota; Fungi; Basidiomycota; Agaricomycetes; Boletales; Suillaceae. The record is from RefSeq and is a predicted model, not a curated record. The transcript is spliced from 6 exons.
AUGUCCAAUCUUUUGUCUGUGAUCACUGGAUUGUUGAAUGUAUAUUACUCCGUUGAUGCAAGCCUUAGUGAUAUUAUGAGAGUUGUCACAGCAAGAACGACCGAGAAAGGUGUUAUUGAUACAUACCCAACAACUCCAAUAUGUCACUUUCUCGAAAUUGAACAGACCGAGGCAGCUCUGCUGGACUGGCUCCAGACAAAGGGCUGCGACACACUCCCAGAAUCUCUCAUUAUCACAGCUUCCGUGGUGUUUGGCUUGGUUGACGCACAUGAUCUCGUGGCUCUGAUUGAUACGUGCCUAAAGGAGGUCGCCGUACACACGCAGCUCCAGCGAGAAGAGGGGAGUUGUAUGGUAUUCCUUUCGCGAGAAGGACGAUGUUUGAUGCAAGAUCGAAUGUAUCGAGCUCAAAUGGAAGUUUCACUAUUCAGUAAUGCUAUCACGAACUUGUGCGAAGAACUAGAAAAUAGGAAUCAUCCCAUUGACCGACAGAAGCCGGUCACAGUCGACGUUGGCGUGUAUGCUGGAGUGCGCGCAGCACGUAGUUUUGUCAAUGUCGAUUUCUUUCAACCUUCAAAGGCGACUGAAGACAAAUGUAAUGCAUGGCUUCUCGCAUCAUCGCAUUUUCAAGGCAUGACGCAGGUUGAUCCUGAUACUAUCCGCGCACUUCUCGAUUCUCCAAAAACUUCCGAAGUUCCGCAUCUUUCUGAAUGCGUUUCAAGGGAAUCCAAUGUUCUUGAUACUGUGCAGCCAGACGAUCUACUUUCGCUACCUCGGUUGUUGAAAACCUGGGUAGACAAUGUCACAUACCGUGCUUAUAUGAACGCAUCUUCUGCAGAAUGCAAAGCGGUACAUAUCAUUGACAGGAAGAGCUUCAAAACAAAGGAGCAAAAAUCUGUGGAUAUCCUUAAGUCCGAUGUCCGUACUUUAGAUUUAAAGAAGCAGCACGCACAGGCUGAAGUAGACAUGUUUUCGGAAGCCAUGGAACGCCUGUCCGAGUUCGAGGGCACGUCAGAUGGCAUAUGCUCUGAGGCUAUAACGUUGGACUCACGUUUAUCCGACAACUAUCUCGAUGAUUGGGUUUCAGAGUUAUCAUUAUCAUUCUCUUCCGAUACUUCCGUGCUCUUGUAA